AUGGUAUUACUCACUCGUUCUCUUCAUCGUCUGGCAUCAAGACCAUCUUCCUAUUCCCGUUCCCUCUUCACAGCUUCUGCUGCGGCAAGACCUACACUCACACCCACCACGACACGAACAAUUGCUUUUCGUUCCCAGAAGCUCAAUCAUAUUUUUAAAAACAUCAGAAUGCUAACGAGUGAUAAACGUGAAAAGGUCAAGGUACUUCUUGUAUUGUACGACGGAGGAAAACACGCAGCCGAGGUCCCAGAACUUCUCGGCACAACUGAGAAUGAGCUCGGUAUCCGUAAAUGGCUCGAAGACCAAGGACAUGAGCUCGUCACCACCUCCGACAAGGAAGGCGAGAACUCUGAAUUCGACAAACACUUGGUAGAUGCCGAGAUCAUCAUUACCACUCCUUUCCACCCCGGCUACCUCACCGCCGAGCGUCUAGCCAAAGCCAAGAACCUCAAGAUCGCCAUCACCGCCGGCAUUGGCUCUGACCACGUUGAUCUCAACGCAGCCAACGCAACCAACGGCGGCAUCACCGUUGCCGAAGUAACCGGAUCCAACGUCGUCUCUGUCGCCGAACACGUCGUGAUGACGAUUCUCGUACUCGUCCGUAACUUCGUACCCGCACACGAGCAAAUCCAAGCUGGCGAGUGGGACGUCGCGGCCGCCGCCAAAAACGAAUUUGAUCUCGAGGGUAAGGUCGUCGGUACGGUUGCCGUAGGCCGUAUCGGAGAGCGUGUCUUGAGACGUUUGAAGGCGUUUGACUGUAAGGAGUUGUUGUACUUUGAUUACCAGCCAUUGAAGCCGGAGAUCGAACAGGAGAUUGGGUGUAGACGAGUUAACGAUUUGGAGGAGAUGUUGGCGCAGUGUGAUGUUGUCACUAUUAACUGUCCUCUCCAUGAAAAGACCCGUGGUCUUUUCAACAAGGAGUUGAUCUCCAAGAUGAAGAAGGGAUCCUGGCUAGUAAAUACCGCCCGCGGCGCCAUCGUCGUCAAAGAAGACGUCGCCUCCGCGCUCGCCUCCGGGCACCUCCGCGGCUACGGCGGCGACGUAUGGUUCCCGCAACCCGCACCUCAAGACCAUCCUCUCCGCUACGCAAAGAACCCCUUUGGCGGUGGAAACGCCAUGGUUCCACACAUGUCGGGCACAUCGCUCGAUGCACAAAAGCGGUAUGCGGAUGGUACUCAGGCGAUUUUGGAGAGCUAUUUGUCGGGUAAACAUGAUUAUCGUCCGGAGGAUUUGAUUGUGAUUGGAGGCGAUUAUGCUACGAAGUCUUAUGGGGAUCGGGCGAAGAAUAGUGGGAGUUCGGGGGCUAAUAAGGCUUGA
This is a messenger RNA of Sclerotinia borealis F-4128, 1317 nucleotides long. NCBI's taxonomy places the organism in Eukaryota, Fungi, Ascomycota, Leotiomycetes, Helotiales, Sclerotiniaceae. The record is from the annotation of a GenBank genome assembly.